GUUUGAAGCCCCAAAAGCCCCGGGAACGGUUAAAACCGGGAUUUUCCUGCCUGGAACACAUCCCGGGCAGAGGACAGCAGAGGGAAGCUCGGGAGGGCAGCCCUGCGGGGAACUGGGAGGGGAGGAGAAGCUCCUGGUGCCGCCUUUGUCCCACCACCUUCCCCUUCCUCCAGCACAAGCCCCUCGGGGCGCCUGAUGAGUCACCAGAACAAAGUCCCCAGCGGGGUCACAGGAUCACAGAACAGACCCUCAAGGACCAUCGAGUCCAAUUCCUGGCCCUGCCCAGAACUCUUCGACAAUCGCACCCUGUUCCUGCGAGCGCUGUCCAAGCGCUCCCGGAGUUCUGGCAGCCUCGGGGCAAUGAGCGUUCCCUGGGGAGCCUGGCCAGUGCCCAGCACUCUCUGAGGGAAAAAACCCUUCUGAUCUCCAACCUAAACCUCCCCGGACACAGUUCCAGCCGUUCCCUCGGGCUCUGUCACUGGUGCCAGAGAGCAGAGAUCAGGAGCUGCCACUCUGCUUCCCCUAACAAGGAAGUUUUAGACUGCGGUGAGAUCUCCCCUCAGACUCCUCCAGGCUGAACACACCAAGUAACCUAAGCCGCUCCUCCUUGAGGCUUCCCCUCGAGGCGUUUCACCGCGUCCGCUGCCCUCCUUUGGACGCCAACACCUCAGUAUCAUUCUUAUAUUGUGGCGCCUAAAACUGCACGCAGGACUCAAGCCCCCCGGCCCGAGGGAGCCCCGACCCGGCAGGAGCCGCUGCUGAGGCUGCGGGAAAAGCCAUGAGCUCCGGAGCGGCGGCGGGGCCCAUCUUCGCCCAGGGCGAGGACUGCCGGGCGGCCUGGAGGGAAGCCAGGGCGGGCUACGACGAGCCCGACGCACACCUGGAGAUCCUGGGCAAGCCGGUGAUGGAGCGCUGGGAGACGCCCUACAUGCACUCGCUGGCCACCGUGGCCGCGUCCAAGGGCGGCCGUGUGCUGGAGGUGGGGUUUGGGAUGGCCAUCGCCGCCUCCAAGGUGCAGCAGUUCGGCAUCGAGGAGCACUGGAUCAUCGAGUGCAACGAGGGCGUUUUCCGGCGCCUGGAGCAGUGGGCCGAGGCACAGCCGCACAAGGUGGUGCCCCUGAAGGGGCUGUGGGAGGACGUGGUGCCAACGCUGCCGGACGGGCACUUCAGCGGGAUCCUGUACGACACCUACCCGCUGUCGGAGGACACCUGGCACACGCAUCAGUUCAACUUCAUCAAGGGCCAUGCCUUCCGCCUGCUGCGGCCCGGAGGGGUCCUCACCUACUGCAACCUGACCUCGUGGGGGGAGCUGCUCAAGACCAGGUACAGCGACAUCGAGAAGAUGUUUGAGGAGACCCAGGUGGGGCCGCUGCUGGAGGCGGGCUUCAGGCGGGAGAACAUCAGCACCAGGGUGAUGGAGCUGCAGCCGCCCCGCGAGUGCCGCUACUACUCCCACCCCAGGAUGAUCACCCCCACCGUCCUCAAACACUGAGGGGCCCCGGGGAGCAGGAGCUGAUGAGGAGGAGAAAAGCUCUGAUCUCCUUUAAAGCCCCUGAGAGAUCAAAGCUGAUUCACCCAGAGAUGGAUGGAGGCUCGGGAUGGAUUCCAGGGGACAAAGGACAGGAAAUCCCCUGCCCCAGGAGCCCCCUGCCCUGGAGGGGUCUUGUGGGCUCUGUGGAAGAUCUCACCCUGCUCUGUCCCCUCAAGACUUCAAAUUCUCAAUUAAGCUGUAAUUUCAGAGUGGGGUUCAGAGCCUCUGGCCAAAUGGGUUCCAGAACCAGCCAUUUCCUCUAAAAACUGCAUAAUUUUGAGAAAUCACAGGGUGGCUUCCCACAAGAGUCAAAUAAUCCAGAGCAGGUGGGAGAAAUGGGGCAAUCUGAGGCCUUUUGAGGCAUUUCAACUUCUCCUGAAGCAACUCCCAAGGGAGGUUUCCCAACAUUUUUGACCAAAGCCCACGGCAGCAAAUCCUGACCACAACACCCCCUCACAGCUCAAUAAAUGAUGUUUCCUCUCUCCCCAGAAGGGAUAAAGUCCAUUAAAAGGAAUGAAAUACCCAAA
Molecule: messenger RNA, 2058 nt
Organism: Taeniopygia guttata (zebra finch)
Lineage: Eukaryota; Metazoa; Chordata; Aves; Passeriformes; Estrildidae
Source: RefSeq, a predicted model, not a curated record